Molecule: messenger RNA, 1331 nt
Organism: Annulohypoxylon maeteangense
Lineage: Eukaryota; Fungi; Ascomycota; Sordariomycetes; Xylariales; Hypoxylaceae
Exons: 2
Coding region: 47-1156 (369 amino acids)
Molecular function (GO): protein binding
Source: RefSeq, a predicted model, not a curated record
GAGCUAAGUAGGUAGCCUUCGAGUAAUUACCAUAAAAGGGGUUGAUAUGUGCCUACCCAAUCCAUUCCUCGCAAUGCGCAAAUUCCUAAAAUUUUUAUUCUCCAUAGCAUUUUCAAAACCCAAUCGAGAGAAACCCAAGCCUCCAGAGAACAUGUCAGCCUUGCUAGAACUCCCAGUCGACAUGGUCCUAGCCAUCUCAAAACAUCUCGACGUGGAAGACAGGACCUGCCUCGCCCUAACCUGCAAAGACCUGUACUACGUCCUAGGCAUCCCGAAAAAGACGCGGUUCGACCGAUCCGCGAAAGAGUCUCUCCUCUGCCGGCUAGAAAAGGACGUUCCCGGGGUAGUCUACUGCUACUUCUGCAACAAGAUCACGCCUUUCAGCCGGAGAUGGAUGAUGCAUAUCGGGCAUGCCGAUACCUCCACAUAUCGUGCGAUAGGGGGCGUAUAUAGAUCUCGUUUAGACGGGUUUCAUAUCUUCAACUCGGGAUUCGUACUGCCUCACCAUUGGGCAAGACUUGUGACAAACUACAGAAUUAUUGGACCUCAGCACGGUUGGCCCCCCUCUUACUUAUCCUAUCAGUACCCUCGUUAUGAAGCUUCAACCCCCUGGCCCCCACAAUUCUCGUCCUUAUACCAUCAAGUAAGAUUUCAAGACGAUACCUUCUACACAUUCCUUGCCCUCGGGGACCUAAAGGAGUCGCCUAAUGUAUGUGCGAGGGAUUCAUGGAGGGCUAAAUUAAUAGGAGAUGAGCUUUUCUUAUCUUCCAGGCGCAGAUGGGUGCACUCACGGGCAGAUAGCCAAACCUUGCAUGAUUACCUUACGAGUGGAUUUAUUGAAGUGUGUCAGCACGCAGUUAUUGACACAGGAAGUUCAAACGGCCUUAACCUACCUACCAUCGACGGAAGCCUGUCUAGAAAGUCCGGUCAUCGCAGCACAGGGUCAUGUCAGUACUGUCUUACGGACUGGGAUGCUUCUAUGGAAUGGAUUAGUUCAGUUUACGGGUGGAUGAUUACCGUUACGACAUAUCAUGACUUUGGCAGUUGCCGUUCGCCCUACCAUUGGAAAUGGCAAGCCAUGACUCUCAGGCGCGAAAUAACAGAAAAUCGGGAUAAGCCUAGCGGUGCCGUGAAAAGCGAAUGGCUGAGGAAUUAGAGGGGUUGGUGGACCUACUUUUCAAGUGACCGUAGGCAAUGUCAUGAGAAAGACCCAGACUCAGUAUAUGAAGAGAGGAUGAAGAUGUUGUAGGAAUACGGUAUAUAUACAAGAAAAGCCCUUUGUCUACUACCUAGUACCAAGCACCCUUCUACACCAUCACCCCUCCCACAAG